AUGCAGAAUUACCACGGGGAUCCCUACGAGCGAGAGCCUCUCGACUCUCAAAACUACUACAAUCCCUCGCCGCAACGACCCGUUCCUCCACCCCAUAGUUAUUCGCAAACCGCUGCCCACGACGCUCCCUCGAGAUCAAACCACCCAAGCGCUCAUCCUGAUUCUUCCUACAGCCGUGUGCAAGGCGGCUACGACGACUACCAUUCUCAAGGCCGCUCGGCUUCACCUUACGGAGAAUCAGCUGGCUACGAUAGUCCUCGACGUCCAUCACCUCACCAAGGCGACCGCGGCUACCACGGCGAUCAAGGCUACAACACCUACGGGGGUGGCGGAGGAGGACAUCUGGGUAGCGGCACAGGCGCAAUGGAACACUCUCGUUUGCCUCCACCUCCAUCGCGGACACAACAGAAUCCGUAUGGAGGAAAUGGCGGCUACGGAAACGGGUACGAUUCGCCCCGUGGACCUCCAGGCUCGUCUUCAACAUCACAAUACAAUGGAAGUGACCCUUAUGUCGACAACCCUUACCACGGAUUCACCAACUCGCGACACGGUAGCGCCAAUCUUGGUGUGGUGAAUCCUAAUGAGAUCAUCGACGACGGAGAUGAUGGUCUGGUGUAUGGAAAGAGUCAACGAAACUCGAUGCUGAGUCUUUCCAACUCAGACCGCGCAAAGAGGGGUGCUUCUGCUUCUGCUGCUGUGGUUGGAGGCGGUGCGGCUGCUGGCGGCCUAAUGAGCGGUAGAGGCGGAGCUUAUGAGAUGAACGCGGCACGCGAAAAGCCCUAUAGUUCGGCAGCCGACGAUACCGGGAGGAGCAAGAGGUGUAAAUGGCUCAUCAUCAUUGUGGUAUUCCUUGUCAUCGUCGGCGCCAUUGUUGGUGGCGUCGUAGGUAGCAUGGUCAACAAUGGAAAAGACGAAAGCAGCGCUGGUGGUAUCGGACAGGGGGAGUCAGCUAAGGACGACACGAAGAAGAACGGUGAUCUCGGAAAGAACAGCGCCGAGAUCAAGGAGCUUCUCAACAACCCUGAUUUGCACCGAGUAUUCCCUGGCAUGGACUACACCCCGCUCAACUCUCAGUAUCCUGACUGCAUGCACAACCCGCCUUCUCAGAACAACAUUACGCGCGAUGUGGCCAUCUUGGGCCAGCUGACCAACAAGAUUCGACUCUACGGUACAGAUUGCAACCAAACUCAGAUGCUGAUCCACUCCAUUCAGCGUUUGGAGCUUGACGACACCAAGGUCUGGAUGGGUGUCUGGCUGGACAAGAAUGAGACAACCAACGAGCGACAGAUGAGUCAAAUGUGGGAUAUUCUGGACGAGUACGGCGAUGACCCAUUCGAAGGCAUCAUUAUCGCCAACGAGAUUCUGUUCCGAGAGGAGAUGAACAUUACCGCCUUGUCAAAGAUUCUGUCCGACACUCGCACCAAGCUCAAGAAGAAGGGCCUGAAGUUGCCUGUCGCCACCUCGGAUUUGGGAGAUGAUUGGGAUUCUGAGCUAGCCGCUGACAGCGACUACAUCAUGGCCAAUAUUCAUCCUUUCUUCGCAGGCGUCGAGGCCGAUGAAGCAGCUGAUUGGACUUCCAGCUUCUGGAAGAACAACAAUGGACAAUUUUGGAAGUCUGACAAGGAGAAGAACAUCAUUUCAGAGACAGGCUGGCCCACUGGAGGCGGAACCCAUUGCGGCGGUACCGCGACUUCUUGUACCAAGGGUUCAGUUGCUGGCGUUGACGGACUGAACACCUUCAUGGAGGACUGGGUUUGCCAAGCCCUCAAGAAUGGUACCAACUACUUUUGGUUUGAGGCAUUCGACGAGCCCUGGAAGGUGAGGUACAACACCAAGGGCAAAGAGUGGGAGGACAAGUGGGGUCUCUUGACUAUUGAUCGCGAUCUCAAAAAGGGAGUCAAGAUUCCUGACUGCGACGGCAAGACGCUUAAGGAUUACAGCGCCUUUUCAUAA
Fusarium graminearum PH-1 is the source of this 1953-nucleotide messenger RNA. RefSeq lists its product as uncharacterized. The record is from RefSeq and is a predicted model, not a curated record. The transcript is spliced from 3 exons. Gene Ontology annotation, biological process: cell wall organization; carbohydrate metabolic process. Lineage: Eukaryota; Fungi; Ascomycota; Sordariomycetes; Hypocreales; Nectriaceae. Gene Ontology annotation, molecular function: glucan endo-1,3-beta-D-glucosidase activity; 1,3-beta-glucanosyltransferase activity. Gene Ontology annotation, cellular component: extracellular region; cell surface; fungal-type cell wall. The coding region runs from base 1 to 1953 and encodes 650 amino acids.